AAUCGAUAAGAAAUAGUAGUAGUGUGAUCAUCGUGAUUGUCGAAGUAGUGACCGUUGCAAAUUCAGUGGAAACGUGACACAAGAUCUAUUCGUCUCUUUGAUGAAAAUUUGUAGGAAUAUUUUUCGUCGUCUACAACGCUUUGUUGAACUAAUUCACACAUAUUUUACAAAGGAAAUGGCAAUGACUGAUAAUGUCGUGGGUCUUGCACGAAUCGAUCCUCUUGACAAUCCCGUCGAUCUUUUUAGAAUAUGGCGCGAUGAAGCGAUAAAAUUCCAAUUUGGAUUGGUAAAUGCCUGUUGUUUAGCAACUGUCUCACCAAAUUCCAAAGUCAGCUCGAGAAAUUUAAUCUUACGAGAAUUUGAUGAUGACGGUUUUGUUAUCAUGACAGACGCGCGCAGUCAAAAAGUCAAAGACAUGAAUUGCAAUUCAUAUGCUGCUAUGUGUUUUUUGUGGGACUAUCAGAAUGAUAAACAACAUCAUAUCACGCGACAGGUGAGGAUAGAGGGAUGGAUGAAAAAACUGGAAAGACCGGCUUGUCAACUUAUAUAUGAGAGAGAGCCGUUGUACUGCAAAAUCCGAGCCCACCUAUGUCAUCAGGAUCAACCGGCUGACUGGGACGAUUUGAAUCACCGGUAUAAUGAGAUAUUAGCACACGUGCAGUAUAAGGGAGAUGAUCUUACAAUGCCGGAUCAUGUCGUAUCGUAUAAACUGUCAUCUGAAAUGAUGGAAUUUUAUUACGCACGGGACCAACUUAUCGGCGAUCGAAUACAUUAUAAAAAAAAUGAAAUAAACAAAAAUUAUUGGGAAUAUCAAAGAAUAGCAGCAUAA
Cyphomyrmex costatus is the source of this 829-nucleotide messenger RNA. Its product is annotated as pyridoxine/pyridoxamine 5'-phosphate oxidase. Bases 101 to 829 code for a protein of 242 amino acids. Gene Ontology annotation, molecular function: pyridoxamine phosphate oxidase activity; FMN binding. Gene Ontology annotation, biological process: pyridoxal 5'-phosphate biosynthetic process; pyridoxine biosynthetic process. The transcript is spliced from 6 exons. The record is from RefSeq and is a predicted model, not a curated record. Lineage: Eukaryota; Metazoa; Arthropoda; Insecta; Hymenoptera; Formicidae.